AUGAAUUCGAGGUGUCAAAUAGACCUUAUUGAUAUGCAAGCGCAACCAGACGGGGAUUAUAAAUUUAUAUUACUUCCUGCAAACAUGAUAGCAAAAUUGAAAACUGAAGAAGAAAUUCAGGUUGCCUUGGAGUCAAUGCAGUUCCUUUCUAGCGACAACGAAAACAAUGAAGUGACUACUGAAGUACAAAAAGAAGGUGAUGAAGAACAAAUAAUUGCAAAACAAACAAAAACAAGACAAUCAUCAAUUAAUCAAAACAGGAAAGAUUCAUUUAGCAAUCUGAAAAUUCAAGUCAAAAAAAUUACAGAAAUGUCUGAAAAACGAUUUUGCCCAGGAAAUAUUGGAGUUAAAAUUCCUGAUGUAGAUAGAGCAGGGAGUGAUCUUAGAUGUGUUCUUCUGUCAAUGAAAGAUAACUUCUACGAAAUCGGUACGACUGAAGGAAAACUGCAACAACUGUACAGUAGAAACCAAUUCACGAUUUGUAAAGAAAAAUUUGUACAGAUCGAAGACGUACCGGCUAAUUCAAUUUCAUUGCGAGAAGCAGUCCGCUCCUUUUCUAACUUAGGAGGACAGGGAUAUGAUCCGUGUACACAUGGUUGCAAAACAAAUAAAUGCAAGUGUAGAAAAGGAGACAUACUAUGUAAUUCGAAGUGUCAUGCUUCUAAAUCGUGUGCUAAAUAG
Molecule: messenger RNA, 681 nt
Organism: Macrosiphum euphorbiae (potato aphid)
Lineage: Eukaryota; Metazoa; Arthropoda; Insecta; Hemiptera; Aphididae
Source: the annotation of a GenBank genome assembly